GAGCAGACGGAGCUCAAAUUCAGUCGCGCUGCUGCUGCUGCUGAAGGUGCAGCACAUUGCGAGAGUAUAACGUGACUCGCCGGGAGCCGGACACACAUGGCUAUCAAGUGGAAUACUGUCGCACACGCUCGGCGGAGAUUUUAAACUUCCUCGCAACUUGUGAGAGACCCAGUGGAUGACAGACAGCCUCCGAGGAUGUGAGGAUCUGCCUCCGCUCCAUUACAAAGCGCACUCAGGAAACACACGGCGAGGGGAGAAGGACACGCCUGAGAGAGCUGACCAUGCACUGACAACAAGGAAUGGAAAGCAUCAGCGUGGAAGCCGGCUGGGAUGGGUUAGCCCUCUCCGCUCUGGUGGCCGCGGGCACCAGCAACUUCACCUCGUCCUCCUCGCUCUCCGAACUCCACUCUAACGCCUCGCACGGCGGUGCCUCCUUCUUCGGAAUUUUCCCAGAGAACGGUUCCACCGGCACCCCGCACUCGCUGCCGCAGCCCCCGGUGAGGGACCUGGGUUUGGCCCGCGCGGAGAUCGCUGUGCUCGGCGUGGUGCUGGCGCUGACCACUCUGGGCAACAGCUUCGUGCUGUGGGUGCUGCUGAGGAGGAGGAAGCACAACGCUCCCAUGCACGUCUUCAUGGUCAACCUGUGUGUGGCCGACCUGGUGGUGGCGCUGUUUCAGGUUCUGCCCCAGCUCAUAUGGGACAUCACCGAGAGGUUCCGGGGUCCGGACAUGCUCUGUCGCUCCAUCAAGUACAUGCAGAUUGUGGGCAUGUUUGCUUCCUCCUACAUGAUCGUGGCCAUGACAGUCGACCGGCACCACGCCAUCUGCUGCCCGCUGCAGGCCUACCGAGGGGGGGCCAUGUCCCGCUGGAACACCCCCGUGAUAGUGGCCUGGGGUCUGGCGCUGGUCCUCAGCAUACCACAGAUCUUCAUCUUCUCCCGCUCUGAAGUGGGUCCGGGCGAGUUUGAGUGCUGGGGUCACUUCGCUGAGCCGUGGGGGCUGAAGGCCUACGUGACCUGGAUGACCGUGGCCGUCUUCCUGCUUCCUGCUCUCAUCAUCACUGUCUGCCAGAUCCGGAUCUUCAGGGAGAUUCACAACAACAUCUACCUGAAGUCGGAAAGGACAGUGAUGGCUGAGCUCAAGAAAAACCAAAUAUUUUUCCGCUUCCAAACCAUAAAGAAGGAAGAGGAGCGGCCGAGGGGCCGGAGAGCGUCAGGGGGCGGGCGGGGAGGGCCACACUUCAAGUCUUUGAACACCAAGCCACACAACCAGGCCUACAGCAGCGUGGCGGGGGAGUGCUGCGACUGUUCACCGCCUGCUGUCCAGUACAGCAGCGGCCAAGCUGAAGCGGCUCCAGCCGCGCCGUCACCCGCCCAGCAGCCGCUCCACACUUCUGACCGCCACGAAUCCUUCACCGCCUUUGAACUGGCCUCCAGUUCACCGCGCUGCUCUAUGGACCACGCGCGCCCACACUCUCCCUCGGUCCCACCGCCCAGCAUCACCAAAGCCAUGUCCAAAACCGUGCGGAUGACCCUGGUCAUCGUGCUGGUGUACACCAUCUGCUGGUCUCCGUUCUUCAUUGUCCAGCUGUGGGCAGCCUGGGACCCCAGCCCUCCAGACCAAGCAGGGGUGGCCUUCACCAUCCUGAUGCUGCUGGCCAGCCUCAACUCCUGCACCAACCCGUGGAUCUACACCGCCUUCUCCAGCAGCGUGUCCCGGGAGCUGCAGAACCUGCUGCGCUGCGGCUCCCAGCCGGGCCGCCGAGGCUCGCUGCCCGACGACUCCACCACCACGCACACCUCCACCACUAAGGACAGCCUGUACUGAGGUGGACCUGCUGCUCCCACCACACCUGUCCCACGCUGGAGGGCGUCCAGCUGCCGCCGUGUCCGCAUUGAGGAUGUCAACAGCACAUCAGAGCAGCGGCCAUAUAACAUGUGCGAUGAAAGCUGGCCUUACUGUGGACAUCAUUUCCACCACAGUGGGAGACGUCACCAAGGACCUUGAGUGUUGAUUCAUCAUGACAAAGUCUCUCUCAGACGCAGCGGGCAGCAGGAAUGCAGGUGGGGAUCACCAUCCUGAAGAACUACUAAUGCCCAAAUCAGCAGCCAAAGCUCUGGGCAGUGAGAGAACUAAUCCGCAGACGGACGGAGAGACGGAAGCAGGCGGGCACGAAGAGUGGGAGCGAGACUGGGAUCACACGGAGGUUUCAGCUGCUGCUGCAGGAGGCUCUGAUCUGAUAUUGUCAACUUGACAAAUCAAAGAAGGCGGAUUACAGUGGAGGCUCCAGGCCCGGUUCAUUCUCCUCCCGAGGACUCUGAUCACAUAGCCGCACGGGCGGUGUCCACAUUCCGGCGGUUUCACUCGGACCGGGCCUCCAACCCUGGACUGUACAGUCUCGGCCUGCUCCUGGUGACUCCACGUUCUCAUUCACAUUUGAACGAACGUGCUCAAGCCUUCACCCUGCAGAGAUGGGACCAUGAACAGUCUCCUCUAGGAGGCGCUAAUGUUGCAUUUCACCGAGAGCUGCGCCAGCUAAAGGAAGGAGGAUAACCCAGGUGUGACUGGUACUUUAGGGGAGGCAGGGAGCUCUGCCCUCGCGCAGGUCAAGGGCUCCUGAUCCCCUCGGCCCCUCCACCUCGCUCACAGAAGAAGCUCCCUCAGAAUGAUAUUUAGACACGUGAAGGUCAACGCUGGCUUGACUUCAGACGUGUUGGGAUGCAGACUGGCUGGAGGUCCACCAGGACCUAGUGCAGACGACGACAACGCUUGUAUAUUUCAGGGUUGACAGCAUUACUAGCACCACAGACAGAGGUCGGAUGUUCCCACCACCUCCUCCUCCGUUACACAGGAACCACGGAACGAGACUCAGAUGUUGCAGAUGAUGAAAACCUUCUGUUGACUGUUGAAGCAACUGCGUGCGUUUGAUCGAAUCAUCGACUCCAGAACUCAUCCGGCGCGGCGUGUGGGGGGGUCACCACUGCCUGCCCCUCCUCCACCCAGGGAUCACACACACUCGGGGCUCCACUUCUCUCAGAAAAAGACAAACGUACAAUCCAGGUUUCCGCGACCGGAGUAUGCAAGUGCAUGUCCUCCGAACAGAUGUCUGGUGGAGAUCUCUGACAGGAACCACGGAGAUGAAAACAUUCCAUGUCGGCGGACGAACCAUGUUUAAAGUCUAUUUAUUAGCGAUGUGAAGCACAGGACUCUGCACUGCAGCCAGGGUUGCGUGGCUCAGCAGGAGCGACUGGUCCACCAGACUAGAUGAGUGGAAGAGGUUUCCAAAAUACAAACGUAUAUUUAGAUGGCAUGUCAGUUUCAGGAAGAGAGAAGCAUGAAAACAGUCUCAGUCCAAACCAAGUGCCUGUAAUGUCAGACAGUUUUUCAAGGGCCUCCCGGAGCGGAUUAAUCUUCCAGUGAUGUCAGUGCUGUUAUUCUUAGACGGACUAUCUGCAGAGCAGGGAUCAUUGGAUAUGCUGUAUCACAGCCAGAGUCAUGGGCCGGGACUUUGCUGCGCUCUUAUUUAUUGUUACAAAAAUGGAAACGUGGAUGUAUAUUUGUGAAUGACUCCGAUUCCUCCUGCAGUCGUGUGUGUGCACGAAGAUGUGAUGCAAUAAGAGACGAGUGACGGGCCGCAGCAGGAGUCCCCCCCCCCGUGAGAGCCUCGAACAAAAGACCAAACACACACACACACACACACCUCGCCACGACGGGCUCCACCGCGGGCUCUGUAACUCAGAGGAAUAAAGACAGACUCUGUGAUGUCACAAGUCCACUGGCUUCCAUCACUCUGGCUCUGCAGAAGUGGUCACCUCAAGCUGCAGCUGACACGCUGAUAAAACCCCAGUGUAGAAAUGAAUGCCACUGCUGUGUGUGUGUGUGUGUGUGUGUGUCUGUGUUCUCUGUGUAGUGGUAUUUGUGGGGUCCA
This is a messenger RNA of Synchiropus splendidus (mandarinfish), 3927 nucleotides long. Its product is annotated as vasopressin V2 receptor-like. The coding region runs from base 300 to 1826 and encodes 508 amino acids. The transcript is spliced from 7 exons. Gene Ontology annotation, cellular component: membrane. The record is from RefSeq and is a predicted model, not a curated record. Lineage: Eukaryota; Metazoa; Chordata; Actinopteri; Syngnathiformes; Callionymidae. Gene Ontology annotation, molecular function: vasopressin receptor activity; peptide binding. Gene Ontology annotation, biological process: regulation of systemic arterial blood pressure by vasopressin; positive regulation of vasoconstriction; G protein-coupled receptor signaling pathway.